AGAGAGAGGGAAAGAGGUUGGGGGGGGGACGCAUUUCCACAGGCACCGCUAGCAUAACUAAUUCCCUGUCGCUCCAACCCGGCGGACAGACGGCGGAACUCGUCGCUGACCAGGGGCCGAAGGACUCAGACGCAACACACCGGCCUCGGUAGGACAUUACUGAUAUAGGGGUGAGGAGUGACAGGAGGCGACAUGGUGGAUUACUACAAUAUCCUGGGAGUGUCCAAAACAGCCUCUCAGGACGACAUCAAGAAGGCGUACAGAAAACUGGCUCUGAAAUGGCAUCCCGACAAAAAUCCAGACAACAAGGAGGAAGCAGAGAGAAAGUUCAAAGAACUUGCUGAGGCCUAUGAAGUCCUGUCUGACAAGAGUAAACGUGAUCCAUAUGACAGAUAUGGAAAUGACAGAAUGCGACACACAGGUUCCUCCUCCAGCUCUGACUUUUCAUCAGAUUUCCCAGGAUUCACCUUCACAUUCCGCAGCCCAGAUGAGGUGUUCAGAGAAUUUUUUGGUGGCCAUGAUCCCUUCACUAGUUUCUUUGAUGACUUCUCAUCGUUUGGAGGCUCAUCCUCUCGCCUCGGCCCCAGCCGAUUCUUCUCUUUCCCUUCAAGCAAAGUCGAAUUUACCUCCUUCUCCUCUUCUUUGGGGGGUCUGGAGGGGAUGGACAGCAUGGGUGGUGGGAUGGGCAACUUCAAAUCAGUUUCUACCUCCACUCGCAUCAUAAAUGGCAAACGCACCACUACCAAGAAGAUAAAGGAAAACGGGCAGGAAAGAAUAGAAAUUGAGGAGGAUGGGGUUUUAAAGAGUGUCCUAAUUAAUGGUGUGGAAGAUGAAAUGGCCCUUGCUUUAGAGCUAAGCCGACGAGAGGGACAGUCCCAUCACUCCCCUCAGAAGCCAGGAAUCCAAAAUACAUCACCUGCUGAGUCUGACAGAUCCCGCCCCAGCCCUUACUCUGCAGCCACACAGCGGUCAUUUAGCUCCGCCCCCUUCUACAACUAUGGGGGGAAUGUGGGAGGUAGCGAGGAUGAGGAAGAAGACGAAGAACUGCAGAUGGCUUUGGCAUGCAGCCUGUCAGAAAUGGAAGCACAGCAGAGAGCAGCUGCUUCUGGCAUCAUAUCAGGUGCUGGGGUUGGGGGCAGAGCCAUUAGUGGCAAAACUGGUGGCCAUAAAGGAGAUGGGGUUUUUAAGACAAAAAAAUUAAAUGUGGCUGGUAAUAAGGUUGUUGCAGAGGAGAAAGAAGAAGGGGGGCAGUUUAGAAUGGGCCCAGGGCUUGGAUAUAGGUGGGAAGAUAAAGGAAAGGGAACCAGUGAACCAGGCUUCUCCCCUGAGUCACCCACAACUUCCAACACCACACCGCUAAGCCAGCGCAGUGAAGAAGAGCUUGAACCUGCCAUAAAAAAUAGUGAUGGCAGUGCGAAAAAGAAAAAGAAGUGUGGGUGUAUUAUGUGCUAAAGCAGUGUGUGUGUGUGUGUAUGUUUGGGAUGCCUUAUUCUUUAUACUUACCUCAGUGUUCUGCCUGCAGCCAGACUCUAAUGUAAUGUGAUUGCCGGACUCUUUAUUUGAGGCAGUGGCUCAACUAAUCAGGAGGAUUUUGUGUAGUCUUAACACCACUAAGACAGUGAGUCAGCUUUGACCGGGUUUGUGGUUUCCUGCUGGUUUUCUAUGUUGAUAGCCAACCCAGACAUUACAACAUAAUCCACCAAUACAAAAGCGAAAGUUAAAUAGUUUUGCUUUAUGCAUGCGAAGCAAUACAAAGGAUUGUUUCUGAAUGUAUGUUCAUUUUUUAAUUGUAAACAGUGGGAACAAGAAGGAUAUAGAUGCGGUGAGUUGGUAGUGAUUUAAAUCCCAAUUAGAGUGUUUUCUGCUCUCAAAUAUUUGUGUGUGUGUGUGUGUGUGUGUGUGUGUGUGCGCGCGCACGUGUGUGUGUGUAUACAUGUUUUUCUGUGUGCAUCUCUCUGUGGUACAGUUGAGACCCUGCCAUAGAAAUUUCUCAUUCAGGCUCUUUGGCAAAAGGGAACGUAUCAGAACUGUGGCACUCUCAGCCCAGUCUGAAACAAUAGAUCCAAAUCGAAAGUAGGCCACAGAACUUUCUCUGGUGAUUGUCAUGAUGACAGAAAAACUGGUUCGAUUUUGUUCACUGGUCAACUGAUACUGAUAGAAAAUGUAAAGGAAAAACAGUUAACGUUAAGCAAACACUCACACGCUUUGCAAAUACAAGUACUUUGUAUAUACGAUACAUAAAAGCUCCCCAGUCAGAACCGGUAGCCCAGCUUUUAUAUUUUUUGUAGUAGUGAGGAGCUCGUUUAUCAUUAAAUUUGAGUACAUCACGUCUUGGCCUUAAUGCACUUUUACUAAAAUAUCAUCACUAUUUUUGGUCACAUUGUAGAUUGUAGUUUGGGAACCAGACCUUGUGAAGGCUAAGCACGUUGUAGAAUGUGUACAGCAUUGUGACAGAUUGUAGAACAGUUACAAACAAUCAUGAUAAAAAAUAUUUUAUAUUUUGAUCCUGUGGGUGCCUUUGCACAUUUGAACUAGUUGAUAUGUUUACAAUGCUAACAUUAUCACCGAAAUGUUUGGUCAGAAACACAAAUGCAUUUUAAGCAAAACAAAUGUAUUUCAGUCAGAAAGGUGCCUGAAGUUUUUGUGGUUUUAGAUUAUUGUUUUUUUCUUUUAGCACCAGUUUUCCAGACAAUAUUUCCUCCAAUAGAGGAACGUGGCAAAACUCUGCAUUGGUGAUUGGGAGUGUUCUCAGGUGUUUGGAUGAAGAAUUGUGCACGAGUGAUCAAAUUUAACCGCUAUGGUUGUGUGAAAGUCAAAAAUCAGCUUCAUCAACAAAACACUUCUACUCUGAUUUCCCUUGGAUUGGUUUGAAAAGUCAGAGUAGAGGAGAUACAGUAGCUACAUUUUCCUUAAGUGCACCUGAGAAAGGUACUCAACCCCUACCUGCUCAAGUUGAGCUGUCUUGUGUGUAAAAUUACCUAAACUGCCAUCCUCCAUGGCAACUCCAUAACAUUCCCUCCACCUGCACUGAUUCCCUCUGGGCUUUUGCCUGACAUAAGAAUGCAUGAAUGUGUUAAAUUAGUAUUUAAAUCUGCCAAAAUGAAGGGCAUAUCUUAAUAAAUGACAAUGUUAGAAAGUAUAUGGGAAUAAACAAACCAUGUUUUGGUUUCAAAUUGUAAUGUUAUAUUUCUACAAUUUACAGACUUAUAUCAAUGUCAGCUUAGCUGCUGUUGAGUUGGGUUUAGUUUCUCACUGAAGCUCACUGAAACAGUUGUUUCUUUCCUCCUUUGCACUGGAACUCGACAUCUAAGUAGUACAUUUAGGUAGAGGUAUGCAUUUUUCUGUAAA
Molecule: messenger RNA, 3348 nt
Organism: Xiphias gladius (swordfish)
Lineage: Eukaryota; Metazoa; Chordata; Actinopteri; Istiophoriformes; Xiphiidae
Gene: dnajb2
Product: DnaJ heat shock protein family (Hsp40) member B2
Exons: 10
Coding region: 193-1452 (419 amino acids)
Molecular function (GO): Hsp70 protein binding
Source: RefSeq, a predicted model, not a curated record